GUCAUGAAGUUUCUCGUGUUUGUCCUGUUAGUAUCUCAGUGCUCGUCACUCACCAGUCAACAGUGUCACCACUGUGAACAAACAUCCUGCGACUGCUCGAGCCAAAACCUUCGAGAAGUCCCUGCAGCCGCUUCAAAACUCAUCACUGAGCUCGAUCUCUCUUUAAACGCACUGGAGACGAUAAUGAAAGAUGACUUUCUUUCAUAUGCCGCUUUGAGGGCUUUGUUCAAAGUCCUUCUGCAUCGCAUAAACCUAAACAGCUUGGAUGUCAUCGUCUUCAAAAACAUUGAUAUUUAUUCAUUCUACAGUUUUCCUGCCCUGAAUUUCAUAAACAGUAUGAUGAAACUAGUAAGAAGGGCAUCUAUGAUAAACACUAAGUUGUUUGCCAUUCCUUGUCAAUCCAUUAUUCAUUUCACAAACCUGGAGUUUUUGGACAUCAGUGACAACAUAAUCAGUGAUUUGACACUUAUGGAAAUGAUGUGUUAUGGCAUUGGUGUCCUUCUAAAGCUCCGCACACUCAACAUCAGCAAAAAUAUUUUGUCUUCAAUCAACAGCGAACUCUUCACUAAACUAGAAAAGCUGGAAAACCUCGACAUGAGUGGAAACUCAUUUGGCAGCAUGCCUUUGACUUGUUCCUGGCCAGCAAGUCUCAAGUUCUUAAACCUUUCGUCAACUUCUCUUCCUGAGGUGACAUCCUGCCUACCACAGAGCCUACAGAUCCUUGAUUUAUCCAGAAAUAAACUGACUGUCUUUAACAUUGAAUUGCCGCUUCUCAAAGAGCUGUACAUCUCUGGCAACAAGCUUGGAAAUCUCCCUGACGGGCAUUUAUACCUCAGCCUCGCAGUUCUCUCCAUUCAAGACAACAACUUGGCCAAAUUCAGCAGUAAAAACCUGCAUGAUUACCAGAGCCUGAAGGUCCUGGAAGCUGCUGGCAACCCUUACGUGUGUUCAUGUGACUUUGUAGGUUUCGUGACAAAUGACUUGAUGAACCACAAAACUGUAGUUAGAGGCGACUUAAAGUCUUACACCUGUGACUCUCCCGAUGCAGUGAGGGGGGAGAGAGUAUCAGACGUGAAGCCAUCAGUGUUUGAGUGCCACACAGCUUUAUCGAUUUCUUUGCUCUGCUUAGGCAUCCUGGUGCUGUGUGUGCUCAUUGCAGGUCUGUGUUAUAAGUUCAGCGUUGUGUGGUACAUGAAGAUGACCUGGGCAUGGCUAAAAGCAAAGAGAAAGCCAAAGUUGAAGAAGGGAGUGCUCCAGUACGAUGCCUUUGUGUCCUACAGUGAAAUGGACUCAGGCUGGGUGGAGGCGCACCUGAUCCCGGCCCUGGAGCAGUCGGAACCGCCCCUCCGACUCUGCCUCCACAAGAGAGACUUUGUUCCUGGAGGAUGGAUCGUAGACAACAUCAUGGACGCUAUAGAGAAGAGUCACAGAACGCUCUUCGUCCUCUCCCAGAACUUUGUCAGAAGCGAGUGGUGCAAGUACGAGCUUGACUACACCCAUUUUAGAUUGUUUGAUCAAAACGAUGACGCAGUUGUGCUGAUUCUACUGGAGCCCAUUGACAAAAAUAACAUCCCCAAAAAGUUCAUCAGGCUGCGGAAAGUGAUGAACUCCAGGACGUACCUGGAGUGGCCUGAUGAUGAAGAUCAGAUCCCAGCGUUCUGGCAAAGUCUGAGAACAGCGAUCGAAACACCUGAAAUUGACGAUACAAACAAUCUAUAA
Messenger RNA from Pelmatolapia mariae (spotted tilapia), 1719 nucleotides. Its product is annotated as toll-like receptor 2. Lineage: Eukaryota; Metazoa; Chordata; Actinopteri; Cichliformes; Cichlidae. Gene Ontology annotation, cellular component: plasma membrane. The coding region runs from base 4 to 1719 and encodes 571 amino acids. The transcript is spliced from 2 exons. Gene Ontology annotation, molecular function: protein binding; triacyl lipopeptide binding; transmembrane signaling receptor activity. The record is from RefSeq and is a predicted model, not a curated record. Gene Ontology annotation, biological process: toll-like receptor signaling pathway; inflammatory response; immune response.